Messenger RNA from Scophthalmus maximus (turbot), 6902 nucleotides. Its product is annotated as 7SK snRNA methylphosphate capping enzyme. The record is from RefSeq and is a predicted model, not a curated record. The transcript is spliced from 5 exons. Gene Ontology annotation, molecular function: RNA methyltransferase activity; O-methyltransferase activity; snRNA binding. The coding region runs from base 544 to 2718 and encodes 724 amino acids. Gene Ontology annotation, biological process: snRNA modification. Lineage: Eukaryota; Metazoa; Chordata; Actinopteri; Pleuronectiformes; Scophthalmidae.
GCCUUUUGUUUUGAACUUGUGACGUGUAUCCUCUGAUAAAAAAACAAACAAUCCAACACAUCGAUUAAUCGAUUCAUUUCGAACAACGCGCGACUCAUUGAUCGAUAGGGUCGACGACUGCAUCCCGCGCGGUAACCGUCAUCGGGGUCGGUGGGGCUCGGGCGUCCGUCCUCCUCACCAUCUCCGCCCCAGUCAUAUCUCGGGCUGCAGCGCAGAGCCCGGAUGCGCCGCCAUGCCGACUCUCUCCGCCAGCGGAAUCAUUCAUCCAGCGACCUGCCCGACGCGGGGCGACCAGAGGAGUUGACCGAACAAGUCGACGGAGCGGGGCCGUUACGGCGGACGGAGUCCAUAUGUUUCCCCCCUGCGUGGGUUUUGUUUGCCGCCGUUGCGUCGGCGUAGGGACACUUGAGUGCUAGCCGCGCUAACGUUAGCUCGAGUCGAGGGAGUGCGGGGUUAGUGACAGUCCGGCCGGGAGGCGCGGAGGAACGACUGCGAGAUCUAGAAACAUUUCAAUGUCUGCGUCGGCUCCGGGAACCGAACGAGAUGUCUGUUGACGAGGACACCGUGAAGACUGGCAGUCCGCAGGCCAGCUCCGCUUCGUUUCUGCAGCUCUCGGAUUGCACCGGAGGCUGCAGUGAUAUAUCUGUGAUGGUGGAGGGUACCACCGCCACCCCCGACUCUCCGGCGGCAUGCCCUGUGCCGGGCACCGCGGCCUCACCUAAAAACACCAGCACGACUGACGCGCUCAGCCACUCGGACAAUGCUGGACAGAGGGCCAGAGGGAGCGAGAACAACAUAAAUCGCAGGAACAGCUUUCAUCAUUCCAAACAACAGCAACAGAUGAAACUGACAAAGCGGCGCAACACGGCAAACUUCAGUUUCAAGCAUCCGACAUCUGGCAAGAGGAGGCGGAGGGCCAACUCUGAGAGCGACUCCGUCCUGCCCACCAACUUCCUUCUGGGUGGGAACAUUUUCGAUCCUCUGAACCUGAACAGCCUGCUGGAUGAGGAUGUCAACAGGGCACUGAAUGCAGAGACGCCCAAAUCCUCCCCACUGCCAGCGAAGAGUCGAGACCCCGUGGAGAUCCUCAUCCCCAGAGACAUCACGGAUCCGCUGAACCUGAACAGUGGGAUAGCGGGCGGCAGCUUUUUGGUGUCCCCCUACAAGAGUGGUGGCAGGAAGAGACACCGCAACAGACACCACGGAGGAGGAAGUGGCGUUGGCAGUGGGAUUUCCGCCACACAGAUCAACCUCUCGGAAUCAGGAAAAGGUGAGGUUAAAAGUGGCGGCUCCACACUGCUUCCAGGUACGUUGGCCUCAUGUUCUGCACUAGACGUCUCCAAAGAGUCAGACAGUUUCUCCAGUGUCGCGGCAGAAUCCCAUGAGCACUCGGCUGACAACUCGGCCAGCUGCAAGGAGGAGGCGACGUCUGUAUCCAUGGAGGAUUCCACUUCCUCUGUAUCGGGAGGUCCGAACCAGAACAUAGGCAGACGCAAGCGUCGGCGCAACUCUGGCAAAAUGGAGACGCCUGUAACCCAUUCUACCCCGAUUGGAAAGUCAGGAUCUGGAGACAGGAGUAGUUGUACGGGGGGGCAGAGAAGUUAUCAGUCUUUCCACACACCGAGAAGUGGUUUCAAAACGGGCCCAGGAAGCCGCCAGCACCAGCAGCACCACAACCAGGCGAAGGAACAACAGAGGAAGUUCCAGUAUGGGAACUACAACAAGUAUUAUGGCUACCGCAACCCAGGCGCUAGUGAAGACCCACGAGUGCGUGUGCUUCGUCCUGAGUGGUUUGAGGGUAAAGACGUAUUGGAUUUGGGCUGCAACUCGGGCCACCUAACACUUUAUAUUGCCAAAAUGCUAAGGCCCGCUCGCAUAUUAGGUCUGGAUAUUGACAGUGGUCUGGUACAUGCAGCCCGAAAGAACAUCAGACAUUUUCUCUCGGAGCUGCAGACGCAGGUGGCCAGGCGGGAGAAAAAGAGCACUGAACAGGAGGAGAGGAAUGGAAAAGACGGUCACACGGCCACAGAAAAGAAGCACAACGAAGACGAGGGCAGGGACGAAAAUGGCAAAGCGCUGGUAGGAGACGUCGGCCCCGCAGAGGCCGCGAAUGACAAUGACUCGUGUCACACGAGAGAGGAGGCAGGGACCCAGAGACAGGACAGCAAAACAGGGGAAACGGAGCAGGUAGAGUGCGAUUCGCCCUCCCACGAUCCCACUGGGAGCUGCUCCUUUCCCAUGUCCCUGCGGAUCUCCAGGGGGCCCAUCGCUGCGCCGCCACUGACGGAGACAUCCAGCACGCAGCCCGGGGAGUUCCCCUCCAACGUGUCCUUCGUCAAGGCCAAUUAUGUUCUGGAGCAUGAUAAUCUGCUUCUGACUCAGCGGCCAGAGUAUGACGUGAUCCUUUGCCUGAGCGUUACUAAAUGGGUUCACCUGAACUGGGGAGACAGUGGCCUCAAGCGGCUCUUCAAAAGAGUCUACAGACACCUCCGUCCUGGAGGCAUGUUCAUCCUCGAGCCACAGCCGUGGGAGUCCUAUGUGAGGAGGAAGAAGCUGACUGAUAAUAUCAGCAGGAAUUAUCAAAGCAUCCGCCUCAAACCUGACCAGUUCUCAUCAUACCUUACGACCGAGGUGGGCUUCGCCAGUUUCGAGCACCUUGGGGCCCCCAAAUGUUCAAUAAGAGGUUUUCAGAGGCCAAUCUACUUAUUUCACAAAUGACCGCUCCUGCCUUGAAGAUCAUUGAAUGUGAGUAGCCUAAAUUACAAGACAGCCGGCCGCCCUGGACUGUGAGGAAUCAUCGUGGCUCCUAAACAGUUACUCCAGCUUUUUCACAUGCUGAAGAAGAAGAAAUCCCCAAAGGAGAAACGGGACCAGAAUUUGAAAUGAUGUUGUAAAGAUGAGACCUGUCUAGAAGAUGCGCCUAUCAGAAUUUUCUGUGACUGCAAAUUCUUACAGUAUCGAGUGAACUCGGAUAAGAGUCAACAAUGUGUAACCUGGAGCCAGACCUAAUCAUGUGGCCAGACUGUCGAAGAUGUGCUCAUCUGAACCAUUUCCUGGACUACGCUAGUGCUAAUGAUGCCCCAGUUUGAUGCACAGCCAUAACACGUGUUUGAAUACCAUUAGGCCAUAUCUCUACUUUCAUAACUUUGUUCUGUGCCACCAUAUUAACAUGCUAUUUACACAUCAGGGUUGGGAGAUGAGGCAGACCUUCAAUGGGCCACCAUUACCCUUUUAACUGGAAAUAGCUGGUGCUUUGACCAGAUUAGCUCAAACUGCAAGACUGCUGUAAAACACUGGAUUACAGAGCCAUUAAACGUGAUGUCUCUGUAAAAGCCACACUCGAGUGCAGAUAGAGGACACUGCAGGCUGUUGAUAAAUGAAGUCCCAUAUUGCCGGCUACUACUGACGGCACAGAAAACGUUCUCUCUGUAGUUAAGUAUUUGGAUUAGGUUUGAAUCUUCGCAUCAUCAGGCACACAAAUGCAGAUUUUGGUGUUUUUGUUUUUUUAAACAACCAAACCUGUACAUCAGCCAUCACUAAUAGCUGAUGUACAGUAUUUGUCCCAUCUCCCAAUCCUAGUAUGCAGUUUGUUUUCUCAUUAUUCUUUUGCAAAAUGGGCCUAAGAGCUGAAUUAACUUUAAUCUGUUACAGAGCUGCAAAAGUGUAGACCGCCACAUUGCGAAAAGGAAACAACCAAAAGCUCCUACAUUGCUUAGGACUUGUGAAAAGUGGCUUGUCUAAGUGAUAUAGAUAAAGAUGCCACAUCAGUAGCGUGCACUCAAAACAUCCGGUGAAAUGCUGAAUGGUAACACAUUUAUGUUGUAUUGGUGUUGUCAUUUUUUCCACCUUUAUCAACACACUUCCAACACAUUGAAGUUUAAGUGAAAACAUCUGUAUGGAUGUAAUGAUGGGCUAGCCGGUAAGCCAGAGGGCCAUAGUUACAGCCAGUCUCUUUUUUUUUUUUUUAACUGCCAUGAUUAAUAACAAUACAAUACAUCAAAUGUUAGAUCUGUGACUUUACGUGGAGAUCUCCGUACGCCAGCUUACUGUCAGUGGGAGGAAGAAUGUUUAGUGUGGCAUCUCAAACCUGAUAUUGGCUGCCAUUUCAAAUCCCAGCAACAGUGCACUUCAUGAGUUCUUCAAGCCUUUUCGAUGCUCCAUCCUAAUGGUAGGGGGCACAUUUGAGCUGUGAUGACACCCGGGCGGUGGGUUCAGUUCAAGGUAAUUCAGCACAGAGACCACAAGGAUUAUUUUGCAAAAGAGAGCCCGUGGCAUGCAGUAAUCUAUUUCUUUUCUUUCUUUUUUUUUUCAAAUGUUGUUUACAGUGUCCUUCACACGGUUCUGACGUAGAAUAUAAUUGAAAUUAAAAUUGAAGGCUUGGGGCUUAUUAAUAGAGAAGUUGCUACAGCGUCUUCAGUGCUGUAUAAAUCGGGCAAAUGCAUAAAUUUGCACGGUCAGAUCAAUACAACUGAACAGACAUUAAUUCAAACGGCAUCAGGAUCACUCAAAGUACUCUGGUAGUUUUUUUUCCGCUCCGGAGUUAUUCUUUUUUUCUGAGAGACCGAACAAAAAUUUUAACAUCUGUAGAAAAUUAAUUGUUACUCUUGAGGACUAAAAUCGGUCCAUACAACUUUUACCAAAUUUGAAUACUGAUAUGCUGUUUGUAUGUGCUGCCAAAAUGUAUGGGUAUCUUGCUCUUGAUUUUGACUAAAUGUGUCAUCACUUUCUUAAGUCUUUGGCCUAGUGAGAACAGUUUUGAGUUGCAGGUAGUCGGUCUUUGUGAUUGUGUCCUUGUUGGUGUGCACUGGUCACUCAGCUAUGACAUUUUAUUUGAAUUGGUUGGGAAAGAUCUUUUUUUUUGUAACUGGUUCAGUCACGGCGUUUGGCACACCAGGGUAGGAGCUGAUGAUGGGUGAUGUACGUUUCUAUUCUAGUACGUGAUCAAUGUAAAUUAGUUUGGACAUUUUGGUUUUACUGUUUACUGUCAAUAUUUAAUUUCUUAACUGCUUUUGUCAUUUUUCCAGCGGGUUUGUUUUUGUCAUGUUUUCAAAUGUUUGCUGCCAAUUUUUGCGAGAAAGUCACAGGUCCGAGUCUCCUUCUGCUUAAACGGAUCGGUAAUCCAGUUCUGUAACAACAAAUGAAUAUGUACAUUGCAAAGUUCUGAUGUGAUUGCUUUGUUCUGUCCUGGCAGGCACAUGGAUUGUUAGAUUAGCUCUUUAUUUUUUUUUUUUAUAAACUCUUUGAAAGGAGCGUUUGUGUUUAAUGCACUUUCAUUUCACUUCCUUUUGACAUGUUCUAGACAUUUUUACAUUUUUCAGAUUUUGCAUACCUUUUCCGUCAGACUUUUUAUAACAAGUUGUGGAACACUGAUUAACCUAUAAAACAAAGCUUCAGGUUACAUUUUGAAUUCAAAGUGAAUUGGCCGCAACCUCAGUUGGCCGAACAGACUCGGCACCAAAUCACACCUUUCUCCUAAGCUUAGACAAUCGGAUUCUCAGGCUUAGAUCAGCCCACCGCUGUCAUUUUUAAGGGCAUUUUGCGUUUUGCAUUAUUAACAAAUGUUUUCCUUUUUGCAGGUCACAUGAUAAGCAUUUUAUUUGGAAAAAAGGAAUUGGUUUAAUCUUAGUUGUGUUUUGACAUCAAUGUUAAAAAUUGCACCUUACUGUCUCAGCAGCGGUAUCUUAAAGAUUUGAUCCCAUAUAUUCCUGACUUGUAAGUCCGGGUAUUCAACUAAAGCGUAUCUUUGCUGGAGAUGUGAAAUUACAUGUUGUCAUAUACAGUGCUGAACUUUUGUACGUCCCUUGAAGUUGUGCAAAAAGUUGUGCUAAGUCCAACAUGAAAUUAAAUCACUCUAAAACUCGGGGUGUAAACAUGUAACACCCCUUGUAUCAACAGGAUGUAAUGCUAGUGAGAAAUAUUACUAUUUCAAAACCUAUCAGGGUCAGAUCUCGUGUUUGGGUUGUAGUUCACGAUAAAAUCUUUGCUCUAUAAAUUUGUUUUAAUCAGCCAAAAUCUCAGCCUAGUUCAGUUAAACUUAAAAUGGAUUGAAGACAAGAGAUCCUGUGUAGUUUUAAUGUGAAAGGGUUUACGUUUUGUGUUGCAAAUAAAACAGGUUAAUAAGACAAGAUAAAUUGCAAUGAAAGCACACCCUAGGACCCACUGUAACAAAUGGUUAGAUGAAUUGCAGCAUUUUGUUAUUUGGCAUUUUACUGAUUUUUAUUCAACCAUAUGUUGUAAUGCUGCUUUGUGCAACAGAUGUGUGGAUGCCAAAGAAAGUGAACCUCACAUUCAACACUGAUUUAAUUUUCUGAAUUGAACUCCGCCCACACAAAAUCAUCUAUUUUAACAGCAGAGCAAUUUUCACAGGCAACUAAUCUUUAAAACCUGCAGCUACAACCUGAUUAUAAGAUUUCAGCAGCCUCGCAAUGAAAUGUUGAUCGAAUAUCGUCACAAACACAUUCAGUCCGGACAUAACAUUCGUACUUACAGUUGCCUACCUGGUUCUCAUGUAUUAGAAGUUUCAUACCGGAAAGUUGUUCUAAUAUUUUAAUGCAGUAGCUAAAUCUGUAUAUCUCAAAGACUUUAGAGCACAACAAAUGCAUAAAUUCAAGGGGUGCAUGAUUUGUUUUUCGUGGCACUAGAAUUCACCUCAUGAUGUUGAAUUUGCACUGAUAUGACUCGAGGGAAUUAAACUAGUUAAGUAAACCUCUUGCAGUUCAAGUUGAUGUUUUACCGUUCCUAGAAUCAGUUGUACAAAACUGUUGGAAUAAAAUACCAGUUCUGUCAGGGAAGCUUUUCAUUUUCAUGCCUCUGAACAACAAGAUAUAUCUGAAUGUUUGUGUGUUUAACAUCUAAAAUGAUUAAAAGUGGUUCCAGAUUUCGUGGUUCAAUAUUGGCUUACA